AUAUCUUCAGAGCUACGAGAAGUCUAUCUUCUUCCUGCGUUUUGAAAGGAAGAAUUGUGAAGGAAGAUUGAACAAAGACUCAUGUCUGUAAAGCAAACUUUGUUGGAGUUCAAUACUCCUCUUCUCACACCACACAACCAAGAAUUUGAAGGAAAAAUUCAAAAGGAAAUAACAGAAGUACUGCAUGAUACAUUCGGGAAAGAGGUCUCUAUUUGCCGUCCAAAAUCUAACAUUUUACUUUUCUUUUUCGAUAAGACUGAAACGCAGUGUACUGUUCGAGCAUUCCCUGAUGGCUUGGUCACCCUUGAUGUUGUGCAAUACAUUGGUGAUAGCAACAUCCACGAAGGAAAUGAAAACAACAGGUCAUACCCGAUCUGGACCAAGGAUGAUUUGGUUGAUUUGAGAAAACGCAUCAAAACGAGGUUAAAUUGCUCGCGAGCGAGGUACAUUCUUCCAAUCACGAGAGGUAGGGAGAUCCAAUGCUACCGGGAGACAACUGAUGACAGGAUCAUAGAGUAUGACUUUGACAGGCAUUUUUUUAAAGAACAAACCUUCAUCUUGAGUUUUCUCCUGUUUUGUGUUUUGGUAGUGAUUGCUGAGAGUGAUCUUGUCUACACUCAGGCGUUAACAGGCAAUGGUAGGGUGGACUACAAAGACAAAACUGUCCUCAUCCUUGGUGGAGGUGAUGGAGGUGUAUUGCAUGAGCUUCUAAAAGAAAGCCCAAAGUCUGUUGUCAUGGUAGAGAUCGACAAAUAUGUAAUUAAUGCUUCAAGGAAGCAUCUCAGAGGAAUUUGUGGUGACUCGCUCGACACUUUACAAGGAAAAAACUACGAGAUUAUAAUUGCUGACUGUGCAGAAGUUAUGCGUGAGUAUGUGAGAAAGAAUAGAUCAUUUGAUUUCAUAAUCAAUGACCUAACUGACGUUGUUAUCGGAUCAAAAAAGGAAGGUUCUUAUUUGGAAUUUCAGAAAGAAAUUCAAGACCUCUCCAUUAGGUUGCUCUCUCCCUAUGGAAAGUAUUUCGUGCAAGGUGCGAGCGGUUUUAAUCAAAAGGAGCGCUUUAAUUUGUACGAGGAACAACUCUCAAACCUGUGUUGUGAAGUGAACUUCAGGAAGGAGUUUGUUUUCGUUCCUUCCUUCUUAGAACUAUGGACGUUCUAUGAAAUAUGGAAGAAAGAGACACCUAGUGAAUUAUCGAGUGGACUUACUGAGACCCAAGAAAAAUAAAUUUCAUAUCAUAGAAAUUCGCCGUUAAAACACUUAGAGUAUAUGCAUUCAUUCCGUGCGUUGUAUUCCACUUCCAAAUCUUCGUGCACACACGCGUAUCCCAAGGAACGGGGCAGUUUUUGCGCAGCUGGUGCCUUGCAUAUACUGGGAAGUGACAUAGCUAGAUAAGAUUUUAUAAUGUUAUGUGUUGUGCUGAUUAGGAUUCCAUAUUUUACUGAAGAGUAAUGCGUGAAUGAGACCUAGUCCUCUACACAACUGCUUUAUUGGAAUACGAUGAACUGAAUUGAUACACAAUCAUAACUAAUUAGACACAGGUUAUCUAAUAGCUGAAGUAUUUAAAUUUACCCAAAUAGUACGAACACCACAUUAUGACGUUUUUCCUGAGGGCGAAUGCUAACAAUCCAAUUAUGGUGUUGGAUUAGAUUAUGUUAAAGUAGUUUCUUUCCUUUUUUGAUCCACUCAAAAAAUGUGAUGUUUUUAAAUACCUGGCAAUCUAAAUCUUAGGCCUUACAUUAUGAGAAAUGAUUAUGGAUAUUUAAAUCUAAAACAUAGAUAAGUUUAUAAUAUUUUUUAUCUAGAUUGUAGUUAAUGUUUUAGGAAACCACUUCUGCUUCAGGCGUGGGUGCUACCUUUCUUGAAAAUCAAUUCCCGAAACAUUCAUAAAUAGGGUUUUUCAAAAAAAUCUAUUGCUAGCAAUGAUUGCUCAGUAGCUUAUGGUAAACGUUUUAAGUACACAACAAAUAAAGGUUUCAUCAUUAAUGCUUCCUUUUAA
Molecule: messenger RNA, 1996 nt
Organism: Stylophora pistillata
Lineage: Eukaryota; Metazoa; Cnidaria; Anthozoa; Scleractinia; Pocilloporidae
Product: spermine synthase
Biological process (GO): spermine biosynthetic process
Molecular function (GO): spermine synthase activity
Source: RefSeq, a predicted model, not a curated record